This is a messenger RNA of Xiphias gladius (swordfish), 591 nucleotides long. RefSeq lists its product as uncharacterized. The transcript has 5 exons. Gene Ontology annotation, molecular function: oxidoreductase activity, acting on metal ions. The record is from RefSeq and is a predicted model, not a curated record. Bases 1 to 591 code for a protein of 196 amino acids. Lineage: Eukaryota; Metazoa; Chordata; Actinopteri; Istiophoriformes; Xiphiidae.
AUGGAGCUGUUGUUGCCGGGGUUAUUUGUGCUUCAAGUGCUCUGUUUUGUUAGCGGCUAUCCCAGUGGUGCUCCCACCGGCGCCUGUGAGGACAUGUUGCCUCGCCACACUGGGGUGCAGCCUCAGCCUUCACCAGCACCCUAUGCUCUUCUCGCCGACACCAGGACGUUUCAGCCAGGCGAUCCCAUUACAGUGACUAUCACUGGACCAGAAUACAGAGGUGUGCUUCUGGAAGCUCGAACACUCGGCAGCACUAACGCUCUGGGGAGCUGGCAACUUCCUCCUCCAGACACCAGGUUUCUUGAGUGCACUGGGAAUCCACAAGGUGCUAUUACUCAUUCCAACACCAACCUGAAGGGCAACGCCACUGCAUACAGAUGGAUACCACCCAACUCUACACACCCUGUAUACUUCAUGGCCACGGUAGCUCAGCAGCGCGCUGUCUUCUGGGUUAAUGUAAGGUCCGCCUCUCUGACCAGAGGGAAACCAGGAGGACUCGGUUUGGCAACUGCGGCAAGUGCUGGAGUGGCUGAAGAAAAACAUCUGCUUCUCCUCAUGAUUUGUUUUCUGAUGUUACAGGUGCUGGGGUGA